AUAGAGAAUAUAGUAACAACUUUAAAAACAACCUCAUCAAACAAGGAAAACAACAAUAAUAACAACAAGAUCCACCUCGAACACCCCUCCCCAAUUCUCUCCUCUCUCUCUCUCUCAUCAAAUCUUAACAUCUUUUUAGAGAGAGAAAGCUUGAAGAAUCUUGAUACAACCUCAAAAUCUAAGACCCACAAAAAUCUUGCAAUCAAGUUUCAAACUUUAUUACUUAAAAAAGAAAAAUGAAAGAACAACAAAAUCAAGAACAUGAGCCCAAUUGGUUUUCAAAGUGGGAAGACCAACUUCCUAAACCUGAAGAGCUUAUACCCAUUUCUCAAACCCUAAUUACACCUGAUCUUGCACUUGCUUUUGAUAUCAUUGGCAGUACUUCUCAGAAUAACCCACAUCAGAUUCAUAAUAUAAGUCAUCAUAAUAUGAAUAAUCUUCAACAGCUUUCUACCCCGUCAUCUCAGCCCAAUUCAGGGGAAUUCGAUUCGUCUGAGCUCGGUGGAGACGAGCCGGCCCGAACCCUGAAAAGGCCAAGACUGGUGUGGACUCCACAACUGCAUAAAAGAUUUGUGGAUGCAGUUGCUCAUUUAGGUAUUAAAAAUGCUGUUCCUAAAACUAUAAUGCAGCUUAUGAGUGUUGAUGGGUUGACCCGUGAAAACGUUGCCAGUCAUUUGCAAAAAUAUAGACUUUAUUUGAAAAGAAUGCAGGGUUUGUCUACUGGUAAUGGUGGUGGAUAUGGGUCGGGUGGGGAUUCUGCUACUGAUCAUUUGUUUGCGAGUUCCCCUGUGCCGGCCCAUUUCUUGCAUCAGGGUAAUGUGAAUUCGGAUAGUUUCUUGCCUUAUAUGCCGGCUGCUGUACUUCAACAGCAGCAACAGCAGCAGCAGCAGCAGCAGAUGGUUGGGGUUGCAGGGCAUCAGCAUCAUCUUCAUAGACAUUUUGGGUCGGCGAUUUUGAGUAGACAAAUGAGUCAGGGUGUUCAUAGGGUUGGGACUCCGGUUCAUGGGUCGUAUGUGGAUGAUUUGGAAUCUGGGAAGGAGAAAAAGGCUUUGACUUUGUUUCCGGUUGGAGAUGAUUGAAUUGUGGGUAAAUUUUCUUGAUCUUUGAUAUCUAUACUGUGUUUAUGAAAUUGAGCAUAAGUUCUUGUAAGUUAGGGUACUUGUAGGUUAGUUAUCAAGUAUUGGGUCUUCGUUAAAAGUGCAAAUCCAUCCUUAGUUGUUUCUGUCGUCUUACUGUGUAAUCGGGUCAAAGUUCUGUUCAAAUGAGCUUCUUGGUAUUGCAUUUCAGUUAUGAAAAUACUAUAUGCCAGUGGUGAUAACUCCAAUCCUUGUUCCCAUACUAAGAUUAUUGAAGUUGAGUUAUUUGGUCGAUUGGACUAGCCUAGAGAAUAUGAAGGUGUAUCCUCCCUACUAGGUUUCAAAAUGAAAUGUUGUCGCUAUAUUUGUAUAUGAUCAUGGAAAAUAUGUGGCUAGAAGAGUUCGAUGAGCUCUUGUUGGGUUAAGAUGACAUUCCUGAUUAGCUUGGAGAUGGUAAAGGAAGAUUAUGCCUGCAAAUGUCUUUUUGAUGGAAUGAGAGUACCGAGGAUGGCACCAUUUGCCACAUAUGACGUUGAAACUACGUAUUUGUCGCCAUUUUACUUCUCUUGUUAUUGAGUUUUAGAUAUGAAAAGAUGACCUUGCUUUUAUUGUAAAUUUCAGGGUUUCUUGUAGACUCUGAAACUGGUCUGCAAUCAUAUAAUUCAUAGAAAAAUAUUGAAUAACCUUGUAUUAGUUAUAACAAUAAUAAUUUGUAUGUGAAUGUGAUGUAACAAAUCUAUUAAAUUUCCUUCAGUGGUA
Messenger RNA from Erigeron canadensis, 1835 nucleotides. Its product is annotated as transcription factor MYBC1-like. The coding region runs from base 237 to 1079 and encodes 280 amino acids. The transcript has a single exon. Gene Ontology annotation, biological process: regulation of DNA-templated transcription. NCBI's taxonomy places the organism in Eukaryota, Viridiplantae, Streptophyta, Magnoliopsida, Asterales, Asteraceae. The record is from RefSeq and is a predicted model, not a curated record. Gene Ontology annotation, molecular function: DNA binding; DNA-binding transcription factor activity. Gene Ontology annotation, cellular component: nucleus.